AGUACUAGACGGACCGGUCGGUGAGCCUUACCCCACUUUUCACACCGUGUUUGUCUCGAUACUGUCACAGCUAAUGUUCAACCAUCAGGAUUUACUCUGACAAUAGAUGCACAGAAGCACCAUUGAACUUCAUUCCACGGACACCCUCUGGAUGUGACCGGAGGAUCGUCACACGCGCCAUGUCCGAACGCUACACUGUUCCGUUGGCGCUGGUACUUCUACUACUGCACACGGGGACCGUUCGAGCAGCGGAGUACAUGGGGUGCUACGAGGACGGUGAGACCCGCGUGUUCCCCUGGGAAGCGGUCUCGACAAGCGACAACAGCAUCAAGUUCUGCGGGCUACACUGCAAGAAAAACGGAUACAUCUACUUUGGCAUGCAAGUGGCAAGCGAGUGCUACUGCGGGACUGACAACAACUUCGCCAACUUGGGAACAACAAGGCCUGACUCCGAAUGUAUCAGCCCGUGUUCCGGAAACUCGGCAGAAAUGUGCGGCGGUGGUUACCGCAUUUCUAUAUACAGACCAGGGAGAAUAGCUACCAUUACUGCCUCAUCGGAGUGGGGGUCCGGGGACCACGCACCAACCAACGCGCGUCUGAACUUCAAGGAAGUUACCAAUACGCUUGCCGGAGCGUGGGCAGCCGCCCAAAGUAACGCCAAUCAGUGGCUGAUGUUUGACCUUGGCCAGAGGUCAUCCGUCGGCGUCAUCAGGACCCAGGGACGGCAAUCAGCUGCAGCUAACAACUGGGUGACGUCAUAUAGCGUGUCGUACGGCAACUCUAGCGGAGACGAAAUGUGGUAUAAAGAUUCAAACGGAGACACGAUCAUUUUCACGGGUAACAGUGACAGAGACAGCCUGGUUACGCACGUGUUGACCGAGUACAGCGGACCUUUUCACGCCCGUUACGUCAAGUUUCACCCCGUCACGUGGUCUGGGUGGGUCGCCAUGAGGGCAGACGUCGGAGAAGUUGCUCCUGUGGGCUUCUGGCCGCUAAACAGGCACACCCAGCUGCGUGACGUCAGUGGAUACGGAAAUGACGCAACCGGUGUGGGCGUGUCCCUUGGGAACGGUGUACACGGUGAGAGCGAAGGGGCGUACAGCUUUUCCGGUAGCAGCACCUCCUACAUCGAGAUCCCCAACAACGGGAUACUGGACACCCGCUAUUCGGUAACGAUACUGGCCUACGUGUACCCCACAGGGACAGCUGGGCCCAUCGUUAACUACAGAAUCAACGAAUUCGGCGUUCAUUUUUGGCAAAUAGAAACAAACAAAUUGUUUGUAAGAAUGGUGACCCGUAACCACGAUUUGACGGAUUCCAUAUACCCGGCCAAACUGAAUCUGAACCAGUGGAACUUCGUCGGCGCGACGUACAGCUACCCUACCGGAAAGGUCAAGGCUUGGCACGACGGGAUAGAAAUAGGAAGUCUUGACGUCGGCACGUUCGAGAUAGAGACUCAGUACGACAUCCGGGUGGGAUACCUACACGGGGACCCCCGGCCUUUUGAGGGACGAAUCGCCUGUAUACAGAUUUACAACAUCCCUUUAAACGGCGAUCAGAUCAGGGAUGCAGCAAGAAAAUGUACCGCAGCUGCACAGCCGGUCGGUUUGUGGCGUCUCAAUAAGCUGUACGGUCUGACAGACAUUAGCGGAAACGGAAAUGACGCCACAGGUGAGGGCGUGGCUCUUGGUACCGGAAUGUACGGUGAGCCCGAAGGUUCCUACGUCUUGUCUGGCAACAGCACCUCCUACAUAGAGAUCCCAGACGACAGGACACUGGACACCCGCUACUCUCUCACUAUCCUGGCCUCCGUGUACCCGACUGGACAGUCUGGGCCCUUACUACAUUACGGAGACAACUCAAGCGGCGUCCACAUGUGGCAAGACUCCACGUACUUCUUAAACGCCAGGCUUUUUAGCAGAAAUGCAACCAUCAAUCAGACCACACAAGCGCAGUAUCUCACACUUAACCAGUGGAACUCCGUUGGCUUGACGUACGACUACAACUCAGGCAUCCUGAAGCUUUGGUCCGAAGGUCUGGAGAUCAGCAGUACAGACAUCGGCGUGUACCAGCUCGGGACCAACCACGCUGUCCGCAUCGGUGCCGUGGGGUCCGAUUCCUUCAACGGAAGCGUUUCCUGUGUACAGAUUUAUGACGUUGCCUUGAACCAGAGCGAGAUAGAACAUGCCGGACGACUUUGUAGAGCACCUGGGCAGCCGGUUGGUCUGUGGCGUCUCACUGAGCAGUACGGUCUGACGGACACGAGCGGAAACGGAAAUGACGCCACCGGUGAGGGCGUGGCUCUUGGUACCGGUGUGUACGGUGAGCCCGAAGGUUCCUACGUCUUGUCCGGCAACAGUACCUCCUACAUAGAGAUCCCAGACGACAGGACACUGGACACUCGCUACUCUCUCACCAUCCUGGCCUCCGUGUACCCGACUGGACAGUCUGGGCCCUUACUACAUUACGGAGACAACUCAAGCGGCGUCCACUUGUGGCAAGACUCCACGUACUUCUUACACGCCAGCCUUUUUAGCAGAAAUGCAACCACCAGUCAGACCUCGCAGACGCGGUGCCUCAAACCAGACCAGUGGAACUCCGUUGGCAUGACGUACGACUACAACUCAGGCAUCCUGAAGCUUUGGUACGAGGGUCUGGAGAUCAGCAGUACCGACAUCGGCGUGUACCAGCUCGGGACCAACCACGCUGCCCGCAUCGGUGCCGUGGGGUCCGAUUCCUUCAACGGAAGCGUUUCCUGUGUACAGAUUUAUGACGUUGCCUUGAACCAGAGCCAGAUAGAACACGCAGCAGCUCUGUGUACAGGUAGCAGCAUCGCUUUGGGAAAGCCUGCGACACAGAGUAGUGAUUAUGGUGACCACGCGCUCGCAGCAAGAGCCGUGGAUGGAUACACAGGACCAAUUAACCAGUGCACACAUACACAACUCAACUUUGAGCCGUGGUGGAAGUUGGAUUUGGGCGGAAGUUACAUCAUCGAAAGAGUUCGUCUCCUGAACAGGAGAAACGGAUAUGGAGAGCGCCUUGAAGAGUUCCAAGUUCGAGUUGGAGAGGAUUCGGACAUUUCAAAGAACUCCAUCUGCGGAAGAACGGCCAAUCAGCUGGACGAGCCACCCGAGGAUCGGAGCAUCACCGUCGACUGCGCUCAGCCAAUCACUGGCCGUUACGUGUCCGUACAGCUGAUCAACCGGACCGAUUAUCUCACACUGUGUGAAGUAGAAGUGUUCGUCGCUCAAGGAAAAGAUGCAGGGUGGCUAACGUUGGACUUCUACUCAGUGAUCAACUCAACUGGGACCCCCCACGAUGACGGCAGUAUUGUUUAUGACGCCUAUAAGACGCGGGACGGGAACCUCUCCACCUACUGGCACCCAACAGGCGUGACUGACAACCAAUACUUCAUUACUUUUGAUUUGCAAGAAUACUAUUGGGUGUCCAAGAUCCGCGUGAUUGGCUACGAGGAAGAUGACGCAGCCACUCAUCACAUUGCCGCCUUCACCAUCAUGACAGCGCUGGACACAACAGGAAGUUGGACCGACGUCAUUUCCUUUUCCGGUUUGGCGGGGAGGCAGUUGAAGGCGUUUACAGGGUUUGUGGCAAUGAGUCGCUACUGGCGAGUGGACAUCACGCAAACGUCACACGGCCUCGAGCCGUACGUGGCCGAGAUCCAAUUGUACGGGUAUUUGGCCUAUCCUCGACAGACCGCAGAAGUGAUGACCUUCUCCUCACCCAAGUCUCCAGCGAACUACGCCAGGCACCCAGCAUCCCUCAGUCAACCACUGACCGAGAUAACAACAUGUCUGCAACUGCGCAGUGACGACGCCAUUUUUGGUACUCCCGUCAGCUAUGAAAUGUCAGCCAAUGCAUUUAAACUGAUCGGACAAAGUACGGGGAAGUUUAGGAUUUGUGUAAAUGACCAAACUACUAACGAGGUAGAACUUAUCGUCUCGUAUCCACGCUUCCUGUGCACCACGUGGUCCAGUACAGCGGGAGACUGGAAGUUUUACGCGGACGGGACAGUGAUCGCCUCCGGAUCGGGGCUAGCACAAGGGACAAGCAUUCCGGCGGGAGGAGUCUGGAUUCUAGGCCAGAAACAGGAUAGUAUCGGCGGGAGUUUCGACACUUCUAUGGCCUUUACCGGAGAAAUCUCUCUCCUGAACGUGUGGGACCGGGUGCUGACUGAGGCGCAGAUCGGAGCGGCCAGCAGCGGCAUGGCAGAGGGGAACAUCAUCAACUGGAGACAGGACACAUUUCUACUCUACGGACAAGUCACGAAUAGCAGCGGUAAGUAG
Branchiostoma belcheri (Belcher's lancelet) is the source of this 4304-nucleotide messenger RNA. RefSeq lists its product as uncharacterized. NCBI's taxonomy places the organism in Eukaryota, Metazoa, Chordata, Leptocardii, Amphioxiformes, Branchiostomatidae. The transcript is spliced from 17 exons. The coding region runs from base 180 to 4304 and encodes 1374 amino acids. The record is from RefSeq and is a predicted model, not a curated record.